Cucumis melo (muskmelon) is the source of this 726-nucleotide messenger RNA. RefSeq lists its product as uncharacterized. The coding region runs from base 162 to 335 and encodes 57 amino acids. Gene Ontology annotation, cellular component: large ribosomal subunit; ribosome. The transcript is spliced from 2 exons. Gene Ontology annotation, molecular function: structural constituent of ribosome. Gene Ontology annotation, biological process: translation. The record is from RefSeq and is a predicted model, not a curated record. Lineage: Eukaryota; Viridiplantae; Streptophyta; Magnoliopsida; Cucurbitales; Cucurbitaceae.
CCAAGCCCAAAGGAAAAUAAAUAAAUAAAUAAAACAUAAAAGCAAAAUUAAUAAUAAACCCUAAAAACCAUACCCCGUAUUCUUCCCAUUUCUUCCACAAUUCCCUCCGUCUACCCUUGCCGCCGAUCAGCUGCGCUGCCUUCACGCCGUCGCCGCCGGAAAUGGGUGACAAGAAAAAGAAAGCUACCAUGUUCAUCCGACUUGUAUCAGCUGCAGGGACUGGAUUCUUUUAUGUUAAAAGAAAGCCAACCAAAAUUACAGAGAAGCUCGAGUUCCGAAAAUACGAUCCUCGGGUCAAUCGACAUGUUUUGUUUACGGAAGCUAAAAUGAAAUGAAAGAAGAGAGGAAUAAAAAUCAAUUAUCCUUUCAACCUGGAUCUAUUCUUCUUUUGGUCCAUAGGUUUUGGAGCUUUGCAAUUAGUCUUUUUUCUUCUCCAUUUUAGACUGAUGUCAUAUUUGCUAGUUUUUUCCCAUGACUCAUCUUCAGCCUUUGUGGAACAGUAUUUUUGUACAUCAACUUCUAUGGCCACGAAUUGUUUGCCUCUUGAUUUCUUGUGGUCAAAUGUGUUGAGAUAAAUUAUAAGAUAUAACUUGAGUUACUAAGCUUGAUGAUUGCAUCUUAGACUUGCGGGGAUGUUUGGUGGCUCGUAAUGUGAUUGGAUCUAAUGUAAUAAAUGCAAAAUCCUUAUUUGGAUUUAGUGUUUUGAAUACAAAACUUAGUUUUCCA